Messenger RNA from Globicephala melas (long-finned pilot whale), 3066 nucleotides. Lineage: Eukaryota; Metazoa; Chordata; Mammalia; Artiodactyla; Delphinidae. The record is from RefSeq and is a predicted model, not a curated record.
AACGAAAACGCAAUCAUGUUGUUUAUUCGCGCGCUUUGCGGAGGACGCGGAAGGAGGGCCAGCAUGUCAACGGCCUUCCUCCGGAAGUUCGGUUGGGGAACUAAAAUGGCCUAGGGAGGGCGUCAGUCAGUAGAUGAGAGGCCCCUUAUUACGCAGCAUCCUCCCACCCACCUUUCAUCUCCUGAUUUCAUUUAUUAGCCUUACACAGGUCGAAAUCUUGAACCCUCGCCAGAGAAUAUUUAAGUGCCAAUUCCUAUUCCUAACGAAAUACUAAGGCACGCAGUUGAGAACUAGUAUAUGACAUAUUUUAAUGGACUUCAGAAUUACUACAGGUUUUUUUUCUUUAACUUUAACCUUCCUGAUGAAAAGGGUCGUGUUAGCUGAUCACGGGGUAGGGCUUUUAUACACAUGCGCAGAUGCUUUACCGGGUUUAAAUACUGUGUAAGCAGAUGAGCUAACCGUAGUUGCAACUGAUUCAUUUCCAUCCAUAAAACAUUGGAGCAGUGCAAGGCUCUGGACUAGAGGGAAUUGUCACUGGGAGGGUGGAUCCAGAGAUGAGACCCAGCCCUGCUCUCGUGAACGAACAAUUAAUCAACUGUUAAGAGGCUACUUUAAGAAAAAUGGCUCUGCUAGCCCAACAGAUACCCAGAUGGCUCAACUCAAUUAAGUUGAGUAGCUUCCUUACUGCUAUGCAACUCAGAAAAUGUUUUCCCAGAGCAGGAAAAACAUUGUUGCCUGGCUUUUUUGCUCAGCCUCAUCUGUCCUCUGACGAUUGCUUUCUCCGGUCGGGGUUUAAGACUUAUCGGACUUCCUCUGUGUGGAAUAGUUCCCAGUCUACCGACUCAAGUAGUCAAGAGAUUAAGUGCGCCCCAAACACUCUGCUUCCUUCUGUGAAUGAGCCGUCACAAAAGAUACCCAGCUUUGAUUCUGAACUGUCUCUAGAAGGACUGGACGAUUUGCCUCCAUUGUCUCCAUUGCAGCCAAUUUCCGAGGAGGAGGCCAUUCAGAUUAUUGCGGACCCUGCACUGCCCCCAUCUUCAUUCACACUCCGAGACUAUGUGGAUCAUUCUGAGACUCUGAAGAAGUUAGUGCUUCUAGGAGUGGAUUUAUCCAAGAUAGAAAAACAUCCGGAUGCAGCCAACCUCCUUCUGCGACUGGAUUUUGAAAAAGACAUUAAGCAAAUACUCCUGUUUCUUAAAGAUUUGGGCAUAGAGGAUAACCAACUGGGAACAUUCCUGACGAAAAACUAUGCUAUUUUCUCUGAAGACCUUGAAAAUCUUAAGACCAGGGUGGCUUAUCUACUGUCAAAAAAUUUCAGUAAAGUGGAUAUUGCACAGAUGGUCAGAAAUGCACCAUUUUUGCUGAGUUUUUCAGUGGAAAGACUGGAUAACAGAUUGGGAUUUUUUCAGAAAGAACUUGAACUUAGUGUGAAGAAGACUAGAGAUCUGGUAAUUCGUCUCCCAAGGCUACUAACUGGAAGUCUGGAGCCUGUGAAGGAAAACAUGAAGGUUUACCGGCUUGAACUAGGUUUUAAACAUAAUGAAAUUCAACAUAUGAUCACCAAAAUCCCAAAGAUGUUAACUGCAAGUAAAAGGAAAAUUACCGAGACUUUCGACUACGUGCACAAUGUGAUGUGCAUUCCGCACCACAUCAUUGUCAAGUUCCCGCAGGUAUUUAAUUCAAGGUUGUUUAAAGUCAAAGAAAGACAUUUGUUUCUUGCCUAUUUAGGAAGAGCACAGUAUGAUCCAGGAAAACCUAACUACAUCUCUUUGGACAAAUUGGUAUCUGUGCCUGAUGAAAUAUUUUGUGAAGAGAUGGCCAAGGCCUCAGUACAGGACUUCGAAAAAUUCUUAAAAACUCUUUAGUUUUUGAUAGAUGUUAAAAUGUAAUAAUGUAAAGUGAAUGUACAUAUGAAUAAAUAUAUUUUAAAAUAAAUACCUCAAACCUCAAUUGAUAUCGGAAACAAUUUCUUAAUAUUAUAAAUUUGGGAACACUUCUGGUAGAUGUUUCUUACAAGUUCCUGGUAAGUUAAUUCGUCUUUGACUCAAUCAAUUCCUUCUUGGGAAGGAGAGAAUUAAAAUAUAGCAAGCUUAGAGAAAGAGAGUCGGUUUACUAGGCUGGUGUGUUGUCCUUCUGGUGAAGAUGAGAACAGUAGAAGAUUUUCCUUUUUAUUUUCAAAGUCUUUUAUAGUGGUUUCAUCACAAGACAGCUCUAUUUUCUUUGAAGUGUUAGGAGUUUCUGGGGCAGGCUAUAUUAUCCAUCUAAUAUCUAUUACUCGCUUAGAUUAUGCUACAGAACACAUUCGAUUUGGGAUUAUCUACACUGUUAUGUUUCUGAGCAAAGAUAGUCAAAGUUGCCCACAGCUGGCUACUGAGAAUCAGGAAAGGAAAAGGGAUAGGGAGGAAAGUUGUUUGAAGGUGAGCAAUGAGACAUAGUAAAAGGCCAUAACAAACCUUUGACUUUUUGCCAGUGUGUAAAGAUUUGAAGCAUGAAUACUUUUUUUGUAUUUUCCAUUUACCAUUUAGACAUGUAAUCCUGGGCAAAUGAUUUAACCCGUGCGUCUGAUUAUUUGUAAGGUGAGGCAUCCUGGCUUCACUUACCUGCCUUGGGAUCACGAGAUUGAGCAGACUGUUAACACUGGUGGCCCUCAAGGAGCCACACCUGGUAUCUGCGCUCGCACUGUAGCCCCCUCCCACGCUGACUCAGCCGGUGCGCUCUGCUUCAUGGGACACUUGUGCAUCUGUGCUUGUCCUCUUGGAACCCUGAGCCAGGAUGGAAAGAGGUCUGGUGACUCUUGGAGAAAUGAGGUGGAACAAGACUCCUGACCAAACCUCAGCUAUUCCGGCUCUGCCACCUGGGCACCAGGUAAGGGAGUGAAGAGGCCGUCUUGGAUAUUCCAGCCUCAGCAGAUACCACACGGAGCAGAGCUACCCGGCCGAAUUCACAACUUGGAGAAACAAAGUGUUUCAAACCACUAACUUUGGGGGAAGUUUGUGUGCAUUGGGGUUUUGUGUGCUGGAUAUCCUGAAACCUUGUGAGAAACUAAAUUCAUAAUUUGUCGGGGCC